Zea mays is the source of this 469-nucleotide messenger RNA. RefSeq lists its product as uncharacterized. The coding region runs from base 74 to 409 and encodes 111 amino acids. The transcript has 2 exons. NCBI's taxonomy places the organism in Eukaryota, Viridiplantae, Streptophyta, Magnoliopsida, Poales, Poaceae. The record is from RefSeq and is a predicted model, not a curated record.
CGUACACCACUGUCCACUUCAACUUGCCUUCUCCUGCCACUACUAUAUCUUCGUAGUCAAAGAGGUGUCGUCCAUGGGGACGGCUUCAACAAGCUCAGACACCAUGGAGGCGGCAAGGCUCCCCGGUCUCUCCAUCACCGUCGAGAAGAACCCGCCGGAGGCGCGCUUGCUUCAACUCGGCGUCAAGUCCUGGCCCAAAUGGGGAUGUCCGCCGGGGAGGUUCCCGCUCAAGUUCGACGCGGCGCUGACGUGCUACCUAGUGAAGGGCAGGGUGAGGGCCGCCGUGAAGGGCUCCCGCGAGUGCGUGGAGUUCGGCGCCGGCGACCUCGUCGUCUUCCCCAAGGGCCUCAGCUGCACCUGGGACGUCGUCGUCGGCGUCGACAAGCACUACAACUUCGACCCCUCCUAAAACCAUAUAUCAGCUAGCCCCACUCCUCGAUCGGGUGGACCACACGAGCGCACCUUCUUU